Messenger RNA from Penicilliopsis zonata CBS 506.65, 1356 nucleotides. RefSeq lists its product as hypothetical. Lineage: Eukaryota; Fungi; Ascomycota; Eurotiomycetes; Eurotiales; Aspergillaceae. The record is from RefSeq and is a predicted model, not a curated record. Gene Ontology annotation, molecular function: protein binding. The transcript has 2 exons. The coding region runs from base 1 to 1356 and encodes 451 amino acids.
AUGGCAGUCUAUUUGUCCAACGAGAUGCUAUGUCACAUAUUCAGCUAUCUGGAGGAUGACACAGCCUCUCUCACGGCCGCUGCCCUGACGAGCAGGCAGUGGUUUGAUUGCGGCAUCCAGAGUCUCUGGAAAGAGGAGAACGGUAACAGGCUCGUCAGGAUUGACCCCUCUCGCCGAGAUCUCUAUGGUAGAUGCAUCAGGAAAUUACAACUUGAUGGCUAUCUUUGUCAGGGUGGUGAUUCCAAGACCCGAGCGCAGGCCUCUGCAAGGUUCCGGGCGUUGGAUGCGAAGCUCAGCGAAAGAGGUCGACUGAACGCACAGUGGGUGACUUUUCUGAAUGAUUACAAUUGGUCUUCCUUACGAGAGAUUUCCUUCAGCAAGGUAUAUGUGGACCAGGCUCUCCUCGAACACUUGGGAAACACAUGCAGAGGCCUGCGCUCUCUUCGACUUUUCCAUGCCAUAAAUUUCCAGCCAGCCGAUUUCUUGAGACUUUUGGAACAACUUCCGUCUCUAACAGCGAUUCACUUUUGCGAAGGAACUAGGAAUCUCAUCACAAGUGAGGUUUUUGCAUAUCUCGCGAACCGUCGGAUCAUACAGGUUUUGACGAUGAAGGAGCCUCUUCAACGAGCCAUUAUGGAAAACGAAGCAGCCACUUCAAAAUCCUUCCAGGAUCUUCGUUCUGCAAAUUUGAAUCUUGUUAUUGGCUCAAUGGACCGUUUCGUAACCGUGAUGCCAGGGAUUACGAGCCUGAGUCUGGAACUCUGGUGGACAGACACGAAGAUGUUCAAGACACUCUCGCGCUUGGAGCGUCUCCAGACUUUGUCUAUCACGAUUGCAUACAAACUUGAAAUGCCUCCUGAGCACAUAUUGCCUAUUUGCAAUAUAAAAAGUCUUAAAAAGCUGUGUGUCCAGGGCAAAAGCGAGAACUUGCGUGCAUUCAAGUUCAGGGACUCUGAUUUUGAUAGUCUUGUCUCACAGCUCAAUGAUUUGGAAGAGCUGUCCUUUCUAGUCGCAUGCGAUAUGUCUUUUGCCUCUCUCAAGUCCUUAUCUAGGCACUGUCGUUUCCUCAGACACCUGCGGCUACUGCCAAGUAAUUGGGAUUUCGAUGCCCUGUUCUCAAAUGCAAGCGAGGAGCCUCUCUUUCCUCACCUGGAAUCCGUGAAUACGGUGCCUGAAUGGAACACCAUGCCAUUUGUGGACGAUGUAUCUCGGUCUAUAAUCGCCCGAGAGAAGGCAAUGCUGUUCCGCUUUCACAUGCCUAAUUUGAACACCAUGACCGCGACGGUGCAUGGCGAAUUCGAGAAAGAAGUCCUAGAGAUUUGGACAGAGUUGAAGAGGAACGCAGUGAAUCCAUAG